[Candida] anglica is the source of this 7284-nucleotide messenger RNA. Lineage: Eukaryota; Fungi; Ascomycota; Pichiomycetes; Serinales; Debaryomycetaceae. The record is from the annotation of a GenBank genome assembly.
CGUAGAGUAGUAGAUUCUAUUCACUUGAUGGGACAAACCCUAUAUUUGUUUGCCUACCGUGUAACCAGUCUUCAAAGCUUUAUCCGCAAUACGCAACGCGCGAUUUGGGUAAUUGGCGUUGUGCGCGCUCGUUUGUGUUUCACAUCAAAAGAUCAAACGUGUUCAACGACUUAACAUUCUUACAUUUAUAUUGAUUUUGGCAACGAACAGAUGGACUACCUUAAUAGCAUAUUGAACCAGCCUAACCUGCGAGCACCGCUGGUCGAGGAGGCGAUUCCAACGCUAGCUAACCGACUCCAACAUGCAACCUUGCUGUCUGAUCGUCGUGCUGCUGUUCUAGGACUCAAGAGUUUUAGUAGACAGUAUCGAGAAAAUGUCAUUGAACAUGGAUUGAGGGCUCUUGUGGGAACAUUCAGAAGAGAUAUAGACCUGCCAGCCAUGGUGAAGGGAGUUUUAGAAACCCUUCUUAUUCUUUUCCUUCGUGGGGACGGUGACGAUGAAACGGAUUUAACUCGUGGUUGGAUCUCACAACAAUCGCGGCUCCAGAAUGGGAAGUAUCCCUCACCUAUUCUCAUGGACAGUAUCAGUAUAGAUCAGUUCUCGUUAUGGAUCGCCGAUGAACUCACAACGCAAUCAGAGGACGCAAUUGCCCUUUUACUUGAUACAAUUCUGGACUCUGACGAUUUCCAUAUUCGACUCUACACUUUACAACUUUUGGAGUCUUUAGUGGCAGCACGUCCAGUGAAGACCAAGGAAUGUAUUCUACAAAUCCCUACAGGUGUCUCAGUUUUGGUUCUGUUACUUAAGGAUCCACGCGAGCCGGUGAGGAACGAAGCUAUUCUUUUACUUAUGGCUCUUGCUAAUAAGAACUUCCAUAUCCAGAAACUUGUUGCUUUUGAAAGUACCUUCGACACCUUAUUUGAUAUUAUCGAUGAAGAGGGAGGCAUCCGUGGCCUGAUUCUUGUCCAAGAUUGUUUGACAUUGAUUACAAACUUAUUGCAAUACAAUGCAAGUAACCAGAAAUUUUUCUUGGAAACAAAUUGUGUCCCACGCUUGGCACGUUUAUUGGGGGAGCCAGUAGAGGAGCCCACUGUUGACACAUUGUCAGACGUAGUCCAAUCAACAGAAGAUAAUUCGCCCGAAGGCAAUGGCAAUGGAUAUGCAAAUGGAAAUAUAAGCAAUGGGAACGAUUUGUUGGCGUCAUUGCCACCAUUCUCUUGGACAGAACAACGACUUCAAAACAUUGUAAUUGCAUUAGAAAUCUGUGGGCUAUUUGUCUCUGAAGAUAAUGAAAAAUGCCAACAGAACCAACAGAAACUUUUCGGAGCGGGUGUACUUUUCAUAGUAUUGAAGUUGGUGUUUUCACCAAUUACCGUUAACCAAGUAAGAUCAGUUGCAUUGAUUACGGUAGGUGAAUUGAUUGGAGGCAAUCCAGAGAUUCAAUAUGAGUUUUCUCAGAUUGAUGUCCCAUAUGUGGAUCCGUCCAUGCCCUCCCAGAUUCAACGAUUUGAUAGACCGGCUCCAAUUCCAAUAGCGCUUCUUAAUUGGGCACUUUUCAUUAAUUCUGUCCAUGCCUUUGAUAUUAGAGUUAGUGCAGCCACAUGUUUAAAGGCAUACUUUAAGGAUAAUAAUGAAUCAAAGUCAGCAUUCUUAUCGGAUCAAAUUAAAGCAUACAAGGAUCCUUCUUAUUAUGAUAAACAACAGGAUGAUGAUGUCGAAGAAAGUACCGAUAUCGAGAGAGAUGUAGAUACUGGAUCUCCAUCAGAUGUUACCCGUACUCCACAUGGAAAUAUUUUUGCCACCUUGAUGGAUUAUGACUCUGAUUUAAAACUCAACCCAUACAAGUUAUGGUUUGCUAGUAGUAUAUUGAUGUAUCUCUUAGAGGACAAUAAGGAGAAUCGAGAAACGGCUCAAAAGGUCUAUACUGGUGAUGCCGAUGCCGGAGAAGAAGUCAUGAGUUCAAUUCAAGCUGUUUCAGGAUUACUUUUAACUACAUUGGAAUACAGCGACCCUAGAAUUGCUAUUGGAUAUCUUAUGGUUCUUACUUGUUGGAUGUAUGAAGAUUUUGAAGCAGUCGAUGACUUUUUAAGUGAUAUCUCAACCACUCGAUCCAUUUUGGCAUUUCUUUCUAAUAAUUCCACUGAACUGUCAUUUUUAGUUCAUGGAAUGGCCACGAUAUUACUCGGGGUAGUUUAUGAAUUUAGUAGAACAAAAAGUCCAAUGACUAGACCAGAUUUACAUUCACUCCUCUGCAAGCUGAUCGGAAAGGACAACUAUUCGUUAAAAGUUCGACAAUUCAAAGAGUCUCCAAUUUUUAAACAAUUUAAUCAAGAUGAUUUAAUGUCAUAUACCACUGAUUCAACUACUGGAUUACCUGAUGUUUAUUUUGAUCCUAUUUAUGUUCAAUUGAUUAAUAGCAAUUCGUCUAGAAUUAGAAAGGCAUUAUUUCAUGACCCAUUGGCAGAACCACAGGGCAAACUUUCAUAUGAGGUAUAUGAGGAGUUGGAAACAAGUUAUUCUGAAUUGAAGGGGAAAUAUUUGGAAGUUAGACAAGUGGGAAAAUCAUUAGAAGAGAAGAAUAAUAAAGAAAUUGAAAAAUUGACUAACGAACAAAAGAAACUACAAGUCGAAUUAGAAUCCAGAGAUAAAGAAUUGAAAGAAUUAGAAGAUAAACAUAUUCUAUUGAAAACCAAAUUCGACGAAACUCAAGAUCAAAUGAAGGAUCUUGAACUAUCGAAACAGAAAUUUGAGAAAUCAUCUACUGAUAAUUUCCGAGAAUUGCAAGAAGCAUUAAAGAAAGUUGACGAUUCAGGAGAACAAUCCAAAGCCUUACAAGGGAAAUUCGAUAUAAGUGAAGCUGCCCGUAAAAAGGCAGAAGAUGGUAUCAAUAAGAUGAGUAGAGAAUUAUUCCAUCUUUCGAAAGAAAAGAAGGAUGUCGAUAAUGCCUUAAAGAAGUUACAAGAUGAAUUUAAUGUAUUUAAGACCAAUAUGGAUAAGAAGAUCUCACAAUAUGAAUCCCAGAUUACCAAUAUCAACAAGGACAAUAAGACUUUGAAGGAAGAAUUGGAAAGAAUGAAGAAAAGCUUAUCAAGCAGCGAAACAGAAAAUGAAAGGAAAAUAAUUGAAUUGAAUGAAAAAGUCAUUGAUAUCGAAGGUACAAAUGAACAUUUGAUGGAUAAGUUGAGAUCUGCUGCAUCCGCAUUCCAAGAAAUGAAACAAAAGAAAAAUGAGCUGGAAUUAGAUUUGGAACAGAAACAAAAGAUUAUUGAGGAUAAUCGAAUUGAAAGAGAAUCGCUCAUGAAAGAAUUGGAUGAAUUGAAGGAAAAUUUCGAAAGCAAGAGCAAAGAAUUUGAUUCAAAGAAUAAAAACUUGCAGGAAGGAAAUGAAAAAUUAGAAGGAUCCUUGAAGCAAGCCGAAGAAGAGAAGAGAAGCAAGGAGAAAGAAUUGAAAGAAGUUAAGCAACAUAUUGGAGAAAUCGAAUUGGAUUUAAAGAACAAAUUGGAAGAGAUCGAGACUUUGAAAACCGGUCAGUUAGAAAGUCAUAGAGACCUUUCUGAGAAGCAUUCAACUUUAUCCAAGGAGUUAGAUGCUAAAGUUGUAGCAUUGAAGGAAUUGGGAGCUAAGCACGAUGAGGUUCUAGGAGAACACAAUAGCUUGAAAGAGAAACAUACUGAUGUGGAAUCAAAGUUUAGUGAGUUACAGUCAAAGAGUAAGGGAAUCGAAGGAGAUUUGAGUGACUUGAGGUCUAGACAUGCUACCAAAGAGUCUGAAUACACGAAAUUGAAGUCUAAACUUGACGAGACAGAAGUUGAAUAUAAAACACUUCAAUCAAAACAUGAUGAAAUCAAUUUUAAGUAUAAGAAACUCGAGGAAGAUCACACGGAGAAAGAAACAAAUGUCAAAAAGCUUCAAGAAGAGCAUUUGAAGAGGGAAAAUAAUAUCAAACAACUUCAAGAUAAAUAUAUUUCAACUGAAACUUCAUUGAAAAAACUUGAAGAUGAACUCUCAAAAUCUCAAUCUUCAGCUACUGCUUUACAAGACAAAUUAAAUUCAUGCCAGGACAAAAUAUCAAAGUCGGAAACUGAAUUUAAAGAGCUUCAAUUAGAGCAUUCUAAGAAAAUUGAAGAGUUUUCAACCUUACAAGAUAAAUUCAAUGUCACAGAAGCUUCUUUGAGAGAAUUAAUCUCCAAAGAAAAAGAAACCAAAGUUGAAUUGAAGAAUUUGAAAGAACAACAAUCAGUUACCGAGUCGAAUUUAAUGGAAUUGCAGGAUGAACAUGAUUUGACCGAAGAAAAAUUAAGUGAAAUCCAAGGGAAAUAUGAAGCUAGUGAGGGGAAUGUAAAAUCAUUGAAAGAGAAGUAUGAUUUGACUGUUUCGAAGUUGAAAGCUUUACAAGGAAAAUACGACGAAUCGGCCCAGGUUAUUAAAGAUUUACAUGCUACUCAAAAUGGUUAUGAAGAUGAUAUUUCAAAGAAAGCUAUUGAAAUAAAGAAAUUAACCGAAAACCUUGAACAAACCAAAUCAACCAUUAAAGGAAAUGACAGCAAACUUUCAGAAGUUGAAGAAAAAUUGAAGUCUGAAUUGGAAGAACGCAAAUCCUUGGAGAUCAAAUUGACAAGUUGUAUUGCUGAGAUCGAAGAUUUAAAGAAGGAAGUCACAGAGAAGAAUUCCACUUUGGACGAGAAUUCAAAGGAAUCAGAAAGGACAAGCAAACUUCUUGAAGAGAAGGAGAAGAAAUUGAAGGAAAGUAUAAUUUCUCUUGAUCAAAGUAAGAAAAACUUGAAAGAAAAGAGCAUUUCCCUUGAACAGUGUGAGAAGAAGUUGGAAGAAAAAAGCACUACUGUUGAGACGCUUUCAAAUGAGUUGAAGGAGGACAAAAAUAAACUUGAUGAGGUAUCAAAAGAAUUGGAAGCAAAGACCGCUACUCUUGAAAGUAUUUCGAAAGAAUUAGAAGAAAAGACUCUUGCUCUUGAAAAACUUAAUAAAGAUCACGAUUUGAAAACUUCAACUCUUGAUACUGUCGAAAAGGAAUUGAAAUUAAAAACCUCAUCAUUUGAAAAUCUUUCAAAGGAGGCAAACCUUGUCAAGGAAUCACUAACCGAAAAGGAAUCACAACUUGAGUCGACUUUGGCUAGUAAGAAAUCACUCGAGGAUGAAUUUUCCAAGUCUUUGAAGCAAGUUGAACAAAUAACAGCCGAAAGAGAUACAUUCCAAGCAUCAGUCAAGACUAGUGAGAAAGCUAUACAAACAUUAAAGAACUCAAAUGAGAAAGAGACCAAGGCAUUCCAGAAGGAGAUUGGUCAAUUGAAGGAAAAGAUCAUUAACUUGAAUUCCGAUUUAAGUGACAAAGUUCAACAGAUUGAGAAGGAAAGAGCAAUGCUUAAUGAAAGCUCCGAAAACGUUCUUAAGGAAUAUAGUGAAAAGAUCAAGGAAUUGGAAGACUCUUUAACUAAAGCAAAGGACUCCAGUAGAGAAAAAUUGGAGUCCCUUCAAAGAGAAAAGGAUGGAGUUCAAGAAAAUUUGGAAAGUUGUUCCUUAGAGUUAAGUGAACUUAAGAAUGAAAUUGAAGAAACUAAAUCUCAACAUAAGAAGAAAUUAACUGAUUUAGAAAAUGCAAGGAAAAAACUUCACAACGAAUUGACCAAUUCUUCAACAAAUCUUAAGGAUAGAGAAGAGAAUGUUGGUAAGUUACAAAAAGAACUUGAAAUUUCGAAAAAGUCAAUUUCUGAAAUCACUGCAAAACUUGAAAAGGCAGACGAAGAUUUAAAGAAAUCUGCUGAUUUAGGUAAAAAGCUCGAGCUUUUUACCAAGGAACAUCAAGUUAAGGCAGAUGAAGUUAUUCAAUUACAAAGUUUGUUGGAUAAAACGAAAACGGAUCACGCUAAGGAAUUGAAAUCAAAGAACAAUACCGUAGAUGAGAGGGACAAGUUGAUUAAGGAAUUGAACACCGAGAUUAUCAAUCUUAAAUCAUCCGUGGAAGAUAAUUUGAAACAAGUCUCUGAGAGGGAUUCUCAAGUUGAAGAAUUGAAGAAACAAGUAGAACUAACUGCUUCCGAAAUUGAGUCCUUAAAAUCUACAGAGGGAGAAAAAUCCAAUGUAAAUGAGGCAAAGAUUAAGGAAUUGACCAUGAAAUCAAAACAACCUUCAAAGGAAAUAGAAGAAUCGAAAGAAGAAUUACAGAAGGAGCUUUUAAAAUCAAAGCAGUUGGAGAAGGAUAUUUCUAAUAAGAAGGAAAUUGAAUUGAAAUUGAAGGAAUAUGAGGUGAAAUUGGAAGCAUCUGCCAAGGAGUUAGAAGCAUCAAAGGCUUCAAGUAUCGAAUACGAACAAAAAUUGAAUUCAAUGAAGAAAAGCCACGAAGAGGAGCAGAAUAAUUUGAAGAAGGAAUUGAAACUUAUUCAAAAAUCAAGCGAAGAUAAUUCUACUGCUACUAAAAAGGUUGAAGAGGAGAAUUUUUCAUUGAAGGAAGAAUUGAAGGUGGCUAAGAAGGUAGAAGAAGAAGUAGCAGAAUUGAAGAAACUGUCGAAGGCCACAGAAGGUGAGUUAUCGACCUUGAAGGAGCAAUUAGCCCUAGCUAAGAAGGCAGAAUCUGAGUUAUCGACCUUGAAAGAACAAUUAGCCCUGGCUAAGAAGGCAGAAGCCGAGGUUUCUACAUUAAAGGAACAACUAGCCCUGGCCAAGAAGGCAGAAGCUGAAGUAUCGACCUUGAAGGAGCAAUUAGCCCUGGCAAAGAAGUCAGAAGCUGAAGUAUCGACCUUGAAGGAGCAAUUAGCCCUGACUAAGAAGGCAGAAGCUGAAGUAUCGACCUUGAAAGAACAAUUAGCCCUGGCUAAGAAGGCAGAAGCCGAGGUUUCUACAUUAAAGGAACAACUAGCCCUGGCCAAGAAGUCAGAAGCUGAAGUAUCUACCUUGAAGGAACAAUUAGCCCUGGCCAAGAAGUCAGAAGCUGAAGUAUCGACCUUGAAAGAACAAUUAAAGCAAUCUACAGAAUCAUCAACUAAGACUGAAUCUGAUCUUAAACAAUCAUUGGCUACUCUUGAAACAAAAUUAAAGAAUUUGACUGCUAAGACUGUACCAAAAUCAGAACUAGAUGAUCUAAUGCUUCUCAUGUCUGACAUGGAUGAAAACAACAGUAAAUAUAAGAAGAGAUUAAAGGCUCUUGGAGAAGAAGUCUCAAGUGAUGAAGAAGAAGAUGAUGAUGACGAUGAUGAUGAAGAUGAAGAUGAAGAUUAAAAAGUGUAAAUAGAAAUAAAAGAUUAAAAAAUAUAUUAGUUUGCAUGUUAAAUA